GCUGCACAGAAUGCACAGGAUGAAGAGCUAGGAGAGAGAUUUGGAACUUUGAGAUCCCCAGGUGCUUGUAGAAAUGUAGCACAUCCACCAAGGUUCUGGGCAUGAAGUUCUCCCCUUGGUGGGUGUAGCAGGGUGUUACAGCCCUCUUGGAAAGGACCAUGCCAGCAGAUAUCCCCAUCCUGAACAGCUCCUCAGUAGGAGCCCAGCUUGGAAAUAAGUGUCUAGCAGGCAGCCCUGGAGAGGAACAGUUUCAGCACUAUGGACAGUUCUCCCCCACUGUCUCCAUUCUCCUGGCAGUCACCAUGGCUCUCAUGGUCCUGGCCACAGUCCUGGGGAAUGCCUUGGUCAUCUUGGCUUUUAUUGUUGACAAGGGACUCCGCACCCAGGGCAAUUUCUUCUUCCUCAACUUGGCUAUCGCAGAUUUCCUAGUGGGUGGAUUUUGCAUCCCAUUGUAUAUCCCUUAUGUCCUGACCGGCCAGUGGAAGUUUGGAAAAGGCUUAUGCAAGUUGUGGCUAGUGAUGGACUAUCUCUUGUGCACAGCAUCUGUGUUCAACAUUGUCCUGAUCAGUUAUGAUAGGUUCAUCUCAGUCACCAAAGCGGUGUCUUAUAGAGCUCAAAAGGGAAUGACAAGAAACGCCGUCUUAAAAAUGAUGGUGGUGUGGGUUUCAGCAUUCAUUUUGUACGGCCCGGCCAUUAUAAGUUGGGAAUACAUUGCAAGAACAACUAUAUUACCAGAAGGUGAAUGUUAUGUGGAAUUUUAUUACAACUGGUAUUUCUUAAUGAUAGCCUCAACGGUGGAGUUCUUUACACCCUUCAUCAGUGUGACUUAUUUUAAUUUGAGCAUCUACAUCAACAUCAAGAAGAGAACCAUGAUGAGAAACGAGGAGCUUGCUCAAGGCCAAGAACAUUGCGAGAUGAGUUUCCAAGGGAAGAAAAAAGAGCACCUAAUAUUUUUUGUGAAACCGGCGGACCGGCCACGCUGUGACGCCAAAAAGCAGUCCUCCUGCCUUUCCCCCACGAGACCUUCUGCCUCUGCGCAUGGUGCACCAAAGCUUGAAGGUCACAUGUUGGACCUGAACUUAAGUCAAGAUCUUCCACCAUUACAAGUUGAAGUCCAAACCAAAAGACCUCAAGACUGCUUUUACAAAACCGUAGAAAAUGCUUGCAGCAAUAUCAGACAAGAUAUGGCUAGUAGCAUUGCCAACCGAUUUAGGCUAUCGAGGGACAAAAGAGUAGCCAAGUCUCUGGCUAUCAUUGUUUGUGUGUUUGGGCUAUGCUGGGCACCAUACACGCUACUGAUGAUCAUCAGGGCGGCCUGCCAUGGCCGAUGUGUCCAACAUUAUCUCUAUGAGAUUUCCUUCUGGCUUCUGUGGUUAAAUUCAGCCAUCAACCCCGUGCUGUAUCCUCUUUGCCAUAUGAGUUUCAGGAAAGCUUUCAUGAAGCUUCUUUGCCCAGGAAAAGCAAAAAUACACCCAAAUAUUUUCAUGUGACAAACAAUGUUAAAUAACUAAGGAAAAACUUU
Messenger RNA from Pelobates fuscus (common spadefoot toad), 1522 nucleotides. Its product is annotated as histamine H3 receptor-like. Gene Ontology annotation, molecular function: G protein-coupled acetylcholine receptor activity; histamine receptor activity; G protein-coupled serotonin receptor activity. The coding region runs from base 159 to 1490 and encodes 443 amino acids. The transcript has 3 exons. NCBI's taxonomy places the organism in Eukaryota, Metazoa, Chordata, Amphibia, Anura, Pelobatidae. The record is from RefSeq and is a predicted model, not a curated record. Gene Ontology annotation, cellular component: plasma membrane; dendrite; synapse. Gene Ontology annotation, biological process: G protein-coupled receptor signaling pathway, coupled to cyclic nucleotide second messenger; chemical synaptic transmission; adenylate cyclase-inhibiting G protein-coupled acetylcholine receptor signaling pathway.